This is a messenger RNA of Gadus chalcogrammus (walleye pollock), 2051 nucleotides long. RefSeq names its product solute carrier family 39 member 9 (gene slc39a9). The transcript is spliced from 7 exons. The record is from RefSeq and is a predicted model, not a curated record. The coding region runs from base 464 to 1435 and encodes 323 amino acids. Gene Ontology annotation, biological process: zinc ion transport; transmembrane transport. Gene Ontology annotation, molecular function: metal ion transmembrane transporter activity. Gene Ontology annotation, cellular component: membrane. Lineage: Eukaryota; Metazoa; Chordata; Actinopteri; Gadiformes; Gadidae.
CCCGGAAGUACUGUGUAUAGCACCAAACAACCGAGCAGCUGUCUACUUGUCUGCAGCUGGUUUUUAUUUUAUUAUUCUACAUCAAAUCCCGAUCGGCUCUCAGUGCUGAAAUGCAACGGGACCUCGGGAUCUCCGGUCGCACGUAAAGCCCGCGAUGCCAGCAGACGAAACGGUGUGUUUAUAACGUGUUGGAGUGCUAGCUACUUAGCCCAGCGUUGCUAUCCAGGCCACAGGCAAACAUCAUUUCAUUUGCGUUCACGUAGAUGCUAUGGUAGCCAGGAAGGACGCUUAAACGGGAAUUCCUUGUUUAAUGAGAGCCAGAUCGUUGACUUUAGCUACAAAAACAACGUUGGUGGCAUGUUAUGCACAAAUAUCCACUGCAAGUGAAAGUGAACUAAAAGUUAAGGCUGGUAGCUUGUAGCGUUGGUGAAGAGCUUGGGAGCCCUGCGAGAAGUGUGCAGCGAUGGACGACUUCAUCUCGAUCAGCCUGCUGUCCCUGGCCAUGUUGGUGGGCUGUUAUGUCGCCGGGACAAUUCCUCUAGCGGUCAACUUUUCAGAGGAGAAGCUGAAGCUGGUGACGGUGCUCGGCGCGGGCUUGUUGUGUGGGACCGCGCUCGCCGUCAUCAUCCCUGAAGGCGUGCACGCUCUUUACGAAGAAAUUCUAGAAGGUGCCCACCACGAGGCGGGCCAGGUCGGGGCGGUGGAAGGGCUGGACACCAAGGGGGCGUCAGACGUGGUUCUGGUGUCGGGCGGCGAGCAUGGCCACGGCCACGGCCACGCCCGCGGCCCCGACUCGCUGCACGCCUACAUCGGCGUGUCGCUGGUGCUGGGCUUCGUCUUCAUGCUGCUGGUGGACCAGAUCGGCAGCUCCCACAUGCACAGCAGCGACGCCCAGGACCCUGAGGCCGCCCGCAUCGCGUCCUCCAAGAUCACCACCACCCUGGGCCUGGUGGUGCACGCCGCAGCUGACGGAGUCGCCCUAGGGGCAGCAGCAUCCACCUCCCAGACCAGCGUCCAGCUCAUCGUGUUCGUGGCCAUCAUGUUGCACAAGGCCCCGGCGGCGUUCGGUCUGGUCUCCUUCCUGAUGCACGCCGGUCUGGAGAGGAACCGGAUCCGGAAGCACCUCCUGGUCUUCGCCCUCGCCGCGCCCGUCCUCGCCAUGCUCACCUUCCUGGGCCUCAGCCAGAGCAGCAAGGAGGCGCUCUCGGACGUCAACGCCACGGGCGUGGCCAUGCUGUUCUCCGCCGGGACCUUCCUGUACGUGGCCACCGUCCACGUCCUGCCCGAGGUGGGCGGGACCGGGCACAGCCACGCCCCCUCCCCCGCCGCCGGGGGCAACGGGGGGGGCGGGAAGGGACUGAGCAAGGUGGAGGUGGGGGCGCUGGUGCUGGGCUGCCUCAUCCCACUCGUCCUGUCGGUGGGACACCACCACUAAGGGCAGGACCCCCCCCCUCCCCCCCUCUCCCCAAGACCACCAGACCGAUCGGACCCAAAGGACUCUCUGGAGCACUUGUGGCUCCUCCCCCCCCCCACCCCCUUCUUACUCCUCAGACCCUCCCCCCUUUUUGCGUUCUCCUCUCCUGUCGAUAGACUUGUUGGUUCAAGCCGGCCCCGGGGGUCGUGUGGGACACCUGGUGGCCCGGAGGGGAACUGCGACGGAUUACUGCACCGUCCGCCGUAGCGUGACGUCGUGACGAUGUCACGCGUCCGGUCUCCACGGUCGCCGCCCCGCACAGGUGGCCUGCGGUCGCUGCUAGUCUCCAAGGCCGCACGUCGUCCAUCUCUGAGUCCGUCUGAAAUCUAGAUUUGUUUCUCGUCUUCUUCCGGUCGGUCGGUCAGUCCGUGCCAUGUGACCGUUCUGUUUCCGCGGGGAACGAUGCCUUUGUCGUUCUUCUCCGGUUCGCCCGCGACCGUCCCAGCGGAGGUCGUCCCGGAUAUGGAGGUGCAGCUCCGUGACAACAGAGGUGUCUGUAGCGGGGCGGUUAUGGGACAAGCAGCUGUAAAUGUUUUCUAUGGGUUGUACAGACCGGGGUUGGAACUAAUAUCCUAUG